This is a messenger RNA of Notodromas monacha, 1836 nucleotides long. The record is from the annotation of a GenBank genome assembly. Lineage: Eukaryota; Metazoa; Arthropoda; Ostracoda; Podocopida; Cyprididae.
AUGGACGCGAUUGGAUCUCACGGCAGUUCUUAUGGGUUCAAGCUCACGUAUGGAUUGUUUCAAAUUGUGGGAAUGCUAGUGAUGGUGUUGAUCGCGUUUUGGUUGACGUAUUACUGCGGCGGUUUCGCGUGGUCUUCUGAGCCGUUGCUGCAAUUCAACUGGCAUCCCCUGUGCAUGGCUUUUGGGCUAGUGUACCUUUCUGGAAACGAGCUUCUUUUCUCCCUUUCAGCGAUUCUGAUUUAUCGAGGUCUGAGGUUUGAGAGGAAAAGGAAGUUGAAGUUGGCCCACGCUGGAAUUCAAAUCGUGGGCUUUUGUUCAGUCGUUUUCGGUCUAAAGGCAGUAUUUUCGUUCCACGAUGCCAAAGGAAUCGCUAAUAUGUACUCUCUUCAUUCCUGGAUUGGUCUCAUCACCGUCAUCCUUUUCGCUUGUCAGUGGUGUGGUGGACUGAUUUCAUUCCUGUAUCCUGGGAUUAAAUCAGACCUGAGAUCCAAGUAUUUGCCGUUGCACGUCGUUUUCGGCGUCAUCAUUUUUGUCUUGAGUUGCACCGCCGCGAUCAUGGGACUGCUGGAAAAAGCCAUCUUCAAAUUGGGAACGGAUGGAAGGUAUCAGAGCUUCAACUCAGAGGGAAUUCUCAUCAAUUUCAUUGGAUUACUAAUUUUUGUUUUCGGCGCUUUGGGAGUUUACCUUGUGGUGCAGCCGACUUACAAACGAGUUGCUUUAGCGGAAGACGAACUCCUGCUACACCGGAGAAAGGUGCUCGAAAGCAGCCAGGAACUGCGCGAAUUCGAAGCCCGGCUCCGUGGCGCCUAUGUCCGCAAAGCUCAAAUUGCGCAAAUGGCCGCCAAGCGGUUGACCCUCGCCCAGGAAAAGUCUGAAGCAGCGGACGAAAGAUUGUAUUUCGAACAAGAAGCGAAACUGGCUGCCGAAGAGGCCCGUCUCCUGGAAGAAAGCAAACGCGAAGAAAGCCAACGUUACGCCAGAGUCUUGGAAGUCCAGUUGGAAGAGCGACGGCGUCAAGAAGUGGAACGUGUCAAGGAACAGCUUAAAGACCGAGUCGAGCUUGAGAAACUCGCUGCGCGUGAGGAGGAAGAGGAUAGACAGGAAAUGGCGGAUGUGAAGCGGAAGCAAUUGGAGUUGCGAGCUGCCAUGUUGGAUCUUUUCGAAGCCAAGCGUCGUUGGAUGGAGGAAUCGAGACGAGUGUUUGAGAUUGAGGAAACGCUGAGGCAAGACUAUGUUAAGAAGAGGAGGUUGGAGGAGGAGGACAAGAAGCAGCAAAAGGCCCAGACUUCAAUGCAAAUCGAAGCUGUCAAAAAAAUGCUGGCGGAAAAGAUCCAAGCUGAGCGGGAAGAGAAAGAGGAGUUGGAAAGGAUUCGAGAAAUUCUGUGGGAAGAAGAAAAGCGGAAAAAAGAGAAGGAAUUCUGGGAAGAAGCCGCGAGGAAGCAUCGGCAACAUGUUCAAGAACUCAAAAUCAACCACGUUAUUCAAUUGCGCCUGCGAGAAGAAGAAAAGGCUCGAGAGAAAGAAGAAGAAGCGCGUUUGCGACGAGAGAUGAUGAAAUGGUACGCUGAACAAGAGCGUGUCGAAUUGUACACUGCUCAGAAGCGACGGGCAAUGGAAGCGGAACACAGAAAAUCCGUGGAGACGAUGAUCCUGGAACGCAGGGUUGCGAAAGAAUUGGAGCGACAAGAAGAGGAUCGUCAGUGGCAAGAAUGGCAAGCCGAGGAGGAAAAGCGACGCCGCAUCAUCGAGGAGGAACAAGAAAGGUUGAUCUUGGAACAUGGACCGACCUUGGGAGAUAUGCUACCGAAACUGUUAUCUCGCACAAAGAUUGUGUAA